Messenger RNA from Dicentrarchus labrax (European seabass), 6309 nucleotides. RefSeq names its product C-type mannose receptor 2-like. The coding region runs from base 4758 to 5753 and encodes 331 amino acids. Lineage: Eukaryota; Metazoa; Chordata; Actinopteri; Moronidae. The transcript has 5 exons. The record is from RefSeq and is a predicted model, not a curated record.
AUGAUGUUCUGGGCUUUUUUGAGGCAACGGGAACUGUGUAGUUCUUCCAGUGUGGGGAGAGGGCAGCCGACAAUCUUUUGAGCGAUGUUGAUGACCCUCUGGAGCACUUUCCUCUGAGCCGCUGUGCAGCUGGUGUACCAUACGUAUAUGCAGUAUGUUAGUAUGCUCUCAAUGGAGGCACGGUAAAAGGACCCCAGCAGUCUUUGUGUGAUGUUAUUCCUCCUGAGUAUUCUCAGGAAGUACAGUCUCUGCUGGGCCUUUUUCAACAGCUCAGAGGUGUUCACACUCCAGGAAAGGUCCUCCUCGAUAUGGACUCCCAGGAAGCGGAAGUCUGCCACCCUCUCCACACAGUCCCUGCUGAUGAUUAAUGGUGGGAUCUCUGUUUUAUUUCUCCUGUAGUCUAUGAUGAGUUAUUUGGUCUUUGAGGCGUUGAGGAGCAGGUUGUUGUCCCUGCACCAUGUUGACAGCCGCUCCACCUCAUCUCUGUAGAUGACUCGCCCUCCCCCCUGUUAAAAUGCAAGGCCUAGAAAUGGCAGCAGAAUUUGACAUUCAAUUCAAAAUGGCCGACUUCCUGUUGGGUUUAGGAUUUGGCUCCAAUAGGCAUUUUUGUACGUCAUGACAUGAUACAUAUGCCUGCUAAUUUUCAUUCAUGUCUGCGAAACGGGACACCAGGGAUGCUGAAAGUUUGUAGGGAGCGCUAUCGAGCACACCCACGUGCGAGACCCAGAUGAAAUGUAAAAUGCUGCCAUGUGGGUCGUGUGUGCCAAGUUUCAUGACUUGUUGAGCCUGUUUAUCACCAUUUAUGAUCAUAUGUUAAAACAACAAGGUGAUGCUGCCUGCGUCGGUACGACAACACAGUUCAAUAAAAAUUCGUAAGACUCAUUGUCAACAGUCUAAGGGUCUUCUGACCAAAUUUAAGCUGGAUGUGGUCAAUCUGCAAGGAGAAAUACAUAAAAGUGUAAUAAAUCAUAUUUUCGGUUACCACCAAGUGGCGCUACCACUUUUAAUGAAUAUUGUCACAUAGAUGUGUUCAGGGCAGGACUCUUAUCAGGCACUUGAAGUUCGGUGCCAAUUGGACACUCAUGAUGUUACAGCAAAUUCAUGUGCGUCCACGUUUGACGCCAUGUCGCGGACACGCCCUUCAAUGACAACUCACCACAUUUAUCACAUAUCAUCAACAAUAUGUUUUGCAUUUUCUGACCAAAUUUCAGCUGAAUCUGAUCAACCUGCUAGGAGCAGAACGUGAUAGUAUAAAACAUUUAAUUCCUGUUGCCAGUAGGGGGUGCUAUGAGUAUGACUGAACUGUAGACAUGUUCAGGGUGAGAUUCUUAUCAAACGUGAAGUUUCGUUGAGACUGGACCAUGUACGCCGAAGUUGUGACAACUUCCUAUUUCAUGGGAAAACGUCACAAAUUGGCGCUACACCUCAGGCACGCCGUUUGACGAACAGUCACAAACAGCACAACGUUUUAAUCGUGAAUGUCUUUAGAUUGCAAUGUCCAAAUGUGAAGUCAAUCCGAUGAAUUCCCUAGGAGGAAUCUGUCCAAAUACAACACCAAAAAGGUCUGUGUAUCUUUUCGUCAUUCGAUUUUCCUUUCAGAAACGGGUAUUAAAACAGAAAACAAGGGGUUAUUUGAUUUUUGUUUUAAAAUACAAAAAUUAAAAUUGAAAUACAAGGCGUUUUUCUUUUUCAUGGUCAAAAAGGGAUGAGCAAAAUGUAAAAAAUUAUUUGAUUUUCUUAUUCUAUUUCAUAUAACAAAAAAUAAAAUCGCUAGAAAACAGAAACGAAAAAAGGCCUGUUUUUUCAUAUUCUGAGACCGGAUGUUGUCGUUUACAGGACGGUGCUGUGUAGAAGAAACAGUAGGCUAGUAGACUGCGAUCAAUCCAGCCGUGAGUCCGAUCUCCGUGGUCAAAUCAGCCGCACUUAAAUUUCGAGUGUACAAGUAUUCUCAGCAUUAUGGUAAAUGCGGAGAAAAAGCAUAUUUACUUCCGGUUUUCAAAAUAAAGGUAUUUAGAACAGUAAGCUAUAAUUCGAACCUACAUUUAAAAUAAAAUAUGUUACAUUAAAGUGUUUCAUGCGCCCCGAUGAAUAAAAAACAUGUCUUUAGAUUGCACUGAUUAAAUUUGAAGUAGAUCAGAUAAAUUCCCUAGGAGGAGUUCGUUCAAAUACAACGCGAAAAAUCACAGAAAAUGACCAAAAAAUUCUAAAUGGCUGAGUUUGAUGCCACGCCACGGACACUCCCUUCAACGUACAUGCACAAAUAGCACAACUUUUAAUCAGCAUCAUUUUUUGACUGUACUCACAAAUUUUGAAGCAGAUCUGAUAAAUUCCCUAGGAGGAGUUUGUUCAAAUACAACGCGAAAAGUUCGCCGAAAGUGAAAAUGAAAAUCAAAAUGGCCGACUUCCUGUGGGGUUUCGGGUAUGGGUCCAAGAGGCUUUUUUGUACGUCCCGGCAUGUUACACGUGCCUACCGAGUUUCGUACAUAUUGGUGAAACGUGGCGCCGGGGCUGCUGUUUUUUUAUCCUGUAGGACACACUACACACAUGAGGAACACGGUUUUGGUAUGUGAGCUUCAGGCACUACUCUACACGUGCCCUGUGAAUUUCAUAUUCACAACUAUUAGGGUAUUCGCACAGUGAUGUUUCAUGCAAAAAGAGCGCCAGCUAGUGGCGUAUUUUGUUUUUCCUUUUUAAGGGAGCCUCAGGGAGCCAGGGGGAAGCAUCAUACCAAGUUUCAUCUUAAUCACACAUACCGUUGUAGAGAUAUAAACUUCUUCAUUUUAAAGAGCGCCACCUAGUGGCAAUGGCCUGAAAUUGUGCACGAUGCUUAAGAAAGACAUGUGGAACUAUGGACCCAAGUUUGGUGUCAAUCGGACAUACCAAUGUGGAGAAAUGGUCCACUUCCUUUUUGACGAAAAAUUUACUGGAAGUUGGAAUUUUAUAGCGUGCUUAUUUUUUGAAAUUUCAAAAAGGUUCAAAUUACUUUUUUUGCCAGGGCGGUCCCCAGGUGGUAGGUGAAAAAUUUCGUGCUAAUCGGACAAAGCGUGUAGGAGUAACACGUAAAAGUAAAAAAAAAUUCUAGGCGGAAGUGGGCGGGGCUUAUAUGGGGAGAUCCAGCUCCAUUCACCGAACGCGUGGGUAUAAGUUUUUUGAAUGUGCGACAAACUAUGCAGAAGUUAUUAGCCUAAACGCAUUUUUUAUGAUAGUAGCGCCACCUAAUGGCAGACCCGAAAGCAACGCAUGUAAUAUCCCCAUUUUCACCAGGCCUGACCACUUUGCCAAAUAAAAUUGACUUUUCGUAUAUGUUCAGGGGGUCAAAAUCGCAGUCAAAGGGGGCUAAAAAUAAUAAUAAUAGUUAAGAAGAAGAAGAAGAAAUCAAGCAAAAACAAUAGGGACCUUACCGGUCGCUGGCUCGGUCCCUAAUUAUAUAUAUAUAUAUAUAUAUAUAUAUAGAGAGAGAGAGAGAGAGAGACAGAGAGAGAGAGAGAUGUAUAUAUACAAUAUAUAAAAUUAACAGUAGCUACAGUAAACGGUGCAAACAGUAAACAGUGCAAAUGGAUGUGCAAAUACAGGUAGAAAUUGCGUGUGGGGGGUCCAGUAGGGAACAGAAUACAAUGCUUUUAUCCCACUGUAUAUCUCCUUGUUUCUUUUAGAUGAGAACUGGCCAGCCUUGUGGACUGAGAGUCAAGCUAGGGAAUUUAAAAACACUUUAAUUGACUUGUUGUUUACUUGUUGUUUACUUGAGUAUUUACAUUUUAUGCUACUUUAUAAAGUAGCAUAAAAUGUAAAUACUCAAGUAAUGUAUCAGUAAUGUAUCAGUUAAUGCUACUUUAUACUAGAAAUAUUAAGUACUUUUUAGUCCACUACAUUGAUUUAACAGCUUUAGUUACUAGUUACUUCUCAGAUUAAGAUUUUAUAUAGAAAACAUGUGAUCAGUUUGUUGGCUUGUGUUGCUUAUAAUAAAUUGUGUUACUUAUAAUAAAUUGUUCAUUAUACAUACCCAGUCUUUCAGAAUGCUUUCAAUUAUGUGUGGAUGCAUGUAGCCGACUGUAUGCGUUAGUGAGUGUGGUGGUGCUUAUGGGGUGUCGGUCCGGGACAUGUGUGUACGAGGACGGGAGGGAAUCAUCACAGUAUACCCACUACAAUAAACUAGACUACACCACUGGAGGAAAGAGUUUUUGAGUCUGUUGGUGGAGCUGGACUGGGACAGCAGUCUGCCACUGAACACACUCCUCUGCCAUACUUUUAUUUAUUCAAUAAUAAUUAUAUUUAUAUUUCAAUUCUUCAAUAAUCCCAUUAAAAUAUUUCAGUUUCCAUUCAAAGCAUUCUUUGUCAAUUUAGUUCAACAACACUGUCUGUCCUUCUGUCUGUCUGUGUCUGUGUCUGUGUGUUAGUGUCAGGGGCUGGGAUCUGUUUGUCAGGCCUUCCUUUUCAGAAACAUGUUUAUUUUUGUGACUAGCUAUAGCUACAUGCUAGCAAACAAGCUAUCUAGCUAAAUCCAGGAGAAGAGGGGCUUUGUGGCAGACACAGACUGUAUUUGAAAGAAGGAUGGGCCUAAACUACCCAACAGGAUAUCAAAUAGUUCAAAUCAGAUCCACCUCAACAACAGUCAGUUAAUGAUCUAAUAAUAUCAUAUGUAAUAGUGUAAAACUCACAGUUUACUUUUAAUACAUUUGGUUAAUUAUACUCAGUGUCACCUUAAGUUUAAUAAAGGACCUCAAUGUCAGUGUCAACUGAAAAUAACAUAAACCUAUGUUAUGAUCAAUUCAAGGUGCACGCGAGCUGUCCAUUGGUCCAUCAUGAAAGGGACUGCAGUUAUAAUGAUGGUCUUAUCAGGACUGUGUUUUCUACCUUCCUGUUUUCCUCGUCUCUACAUCUUUGUUGAACAGCCAUCGACCUGGGCUGAAGCUCAGAGCUACUGCAGGGAGAAGUACACCGACCUGGCCUCUGUGCACAAUGAGCGACACUUGGCUCAGCUCAAUACACUUUUAGAUAAUAAUCCCAACGUCUGGAUCGGACUGCAAGCUGAUAUUGAGGCAUGGAGGUGGUCUCUGGAAGACCCGCGUUACUAUGGUGAAGGAGAGGCUGACUUCAGGAAGUGGGCCCCGGAUGAACCAAAUGGUGUAGGAUACAACAAACUUUGUGUGAUGAUGUUGGCUUCCGGUGAAUGGGCGGAUGCCGUGUGCACAAUGGCAAUAGAUCUAAUUUGCUACAACGGCACGGCAGGAACAGAAGACACUUCAUCAAGCUUCAUCUUUGUGAAUGGACCCAAGACCUGGAAGCAGGCUCAGAGUUACUGCAGGGAGCACUACACGGACCUGGCCAUUGUGAGGAACCAAGCUGAGAAUGACCUGCUGAACAGCAUGACCCAGAAUUCAUUCACAUGGAUUGGCAGCUACAGAGACUCAUGGAAGUGGUCAGAUGGGAGUACACAUUCAUUCAGUAACUGGGCUCCAUCCACAGAUCGAUACACUUGUGCCGUUUCACACUUGGGCAAAUGGUAUAACCAGGACUGCAACAACAAGCUGAGCUUCGUAUGUUACGUUGUUCCCGCGAUGAAGAAGCAGGUGGUACAGGUGGUGCUGAAAUCGUCUGUGGACAUGGAAGACCAAAAGGAAUACAUCUUGCAGAAGUUUAAGCAGGGACUGAAGGACCACAACCUGGAUGAAGAUGUCAAGCUGAGAUGGGUGGAGCAGCCCGACGGAAAGGUCUUCCACAAGACAAACACGGACAAGAAGGAGGGCGAGAGCUGAUGCUGUAAAUCGGUCGUUCUCAACCAAAUCAGGCUGCAGACCUUUAUUGGAUAAGAUUGGGAAUCUCUAUCUUAUAAGAUUUUGUUAUUCCAUGACUGUCCAUGCUGUAGAUUGGAAAAUUAACAGUGAAUAGUGUGAAAUGUAUGAACAGAACAGCAAUUCUCUCAUUGCGCUAACUUUUAGUCAAUGAAAUAAUAGUUAAAUUAAUAUAUACAUUGCAUUUAAUUGCACUGAUUCUUUUGGUUGCAGGCUGAGCAUCCAACAUCUUCAUAUCCCUGCAGCUGAUUUUACGCAUUAUGAUCAGUUCCCUGCUCACAGGAGUUCAGCUCAGCCUGUCCUCUGUGGCUCUCGAGGAGCUUUGUCAAUUUUGACAAAAUAAUCCUAAAAGUCCACUAAAUUUAUAAAAGUGCACCUCUAAAUCACUGGAAUAAAACAUAACCCUUAGACUUCAACAUGCUUUUUCUAUGUCUAUGGCUAUUUCUUUUUUGUAUUGUAUUGUAAAAGCUGUAACAUAAUUAAUUUUGGUGAAAUCAUUAAAGCUUUUAAAAAAACUUAA